This is a messenger RNA of Serendipita indica DSM 11827, 1557 nucleotides long. NCBI's taxonomy places the organism in Eukaryota, Fungi, Basidiomycota, Agaricomycetes, Sebacinales, Serendipitaceae. The record is from the annotation of a GenBank genome assembly.
AUGAAUUCGCUCAAUUAUUUGUCGCGUCAGAUUGAUGUCCUUGCGACGGCUGGGACGCCCCCGUCUACACCACUCACGUCGAGUCACAUUAUCAACACUGGUCGUCCUCAGAGAGCAAAAUCGUACAACAGAAUUGUACCCCGACGACCUUCACAUCAUGGCCAGCAACACGCCGAUGGUUCACCUGCCUUUCCAACCCACGCAAAUAAGAGAUCCUUUUCUUCUCCGGCCCUUUGGUCGUUUCGCAAGCCGUCGCUAACGCCAAACUCGUCCAGCCCGCCGACACCAGCGCCGGUGCUCAAACGAACGACUUCGUAUGAUUUUGGGCUAACGCCCACGCCCGAAUCCACAUCACCACACACGCGACCUCUGCUCAUUCGGAUUAUUACCAUUAUCUGGAGCACACUCUGCGCGCUGUGGUUUGGGGUAACCGGAUAUCUCGUCUUACCGCCCCUCCUCCCGCGUCAGGGCGCCACAUUGGAGAGUGAAAAGAAUACAGCCGACGACGAUACGACGGGGGAUGAAGGCCAGGAGAGUGAGGACGAUGGUAUUGUUGCACGUGCGACCAAACGUUCGAUUCCCACUCUGGAGCAAGAUAAAGAGGCAGAGACGUUUGGUGCACCUCUUGCUAGCUUUCAAAUGUCCAUUACAUCGACGACAAUUCAGGAAGAGGAGCCGCCGUUUUCGCUAGAGCCACCGACGCCAGAAGAGGUCCAAGCUCGGACAGAAACGCCGCGUAUUGAUCUGAUUCCACCGACUCCCAGAACACAUACACCACCACCUUCUAUACGACAACGACCGACGCCGUCUUCUUCCCUUUUGCCGAAUCCGAUUGCCUCUUCCCUCUUGACUCGAGCGAAUACGGUCCCCAGCAGCGUGCAGUCGAGUAUUACGUUACAACAACAGCAACAACCACAUCCGCAGCAAUACCAACCAUCUCCGAGAAAGAUGACGGGGCUGCACAUGCAAAAGACGCUUGUGCUCGACUUGGAUGAGACGUUGAUCCAUUCGACGUCGAGACCUCUCCGUGCGCAUACAGGAGGUGGUGUGUUCAGUAUGGGAGGCUUUGGUUUUGGUUUUGGCGAGAAGCGUGGACGGGAGGCAGGCCAUAUGGUGGAAGUUGUGCUGGGCGAUCGCUGCACGCUGUACCACGUGUAUAAGAGACCGUUUGUGGAUUACUUUCUACGAAAAGUAUCGUCGUGGUACACGCUCGUCAUUUUCACCGCGUCGAUGCAGGAAUAUGCGGAUCCAGUCAUCGACUGGUUGGACGCUGGCAGGGGUAUCCUCAGUCGGAGAUUCUUCCGAGAGUCUUGUACACAGUUGCCAAAUGGCGGAUAUACCAAGGAUCUCAGCCUCAUCGAGGAAGAUCUUUCUCGCGUCUGCUUGAUUGAUAAUUCGCCCGUCAGCUAUAAUAUUAACCCUGCAAAUGGAAUUCCUAUCGAAGGCUGGAUAUCCGACCCAUCCGACGAAGCGCUUCUGCAUUUACUUCCAGUGCUGGAUAGCUUGCGAUUCGCGUCAGACGUGCGUCGUAUCUUGGGCCUCCGACUAUUUAACUAG